AUGGCGGAAGUCUAUUGCACAUGUGUGAUUGCCUACAUGGAGGGGAGGAGGCCGCCUCCUAGAAGCGAGCUAAGUUCGACUUUGGAAGCACUUGAUAGACGCGCUCGACAACUCGAAGCCACAUCCCAGGUCACACCACCUCCACCAUUUCUUGAAACAACGUGGGACUCACUUACAUGGCGUGUGUGCCGUCUGUCACGUUUACUGCCGCCUGCUAAGCUGCUCAAGAAGGCACCACCUUUGGGGAAUGCCGCCUCUUUGUCUCUCUUGAAGGGUGCCAUCUCGACCAUUAGCGUUCAGAACCAGAUCCCCUGGUCCGUGGACGAUGAUUUGGAAGAAAAAGAAUAUAUAAAGUUAGCUGCGCAAUGGCUCUACUACUACGCAGGCCAGCGCAAUGUUGAGAUUAGGCACCCUUCGUUUAAAUUCGAGGACGUCUGUUCCCUAGCGCUGGAUCUAUCUCUCGAGGCUGAAUCUGGGUACCCUUGGAAUAGGCGACCGAUACAUCCCCCCGGCCACACUCCCCCUGGCUUCAUUCCGGCUGGUCACACUCUCAUGGCACCUCCUCAGUUCAACACGCAAAGAACAAGAUGCUGCGGCUGCUGCUCCUGUAGUUGCCACAGGAACUCAAGAUCGCGACGUGAUUCGAGCGUGAGCUCGGACGGGAGUUCGCAUCGUGGAAGAUGGCCGGUCCUGGGAUGGUUCAAAAAACUCGCUUUCUGGCGUAGGAGACGCAUUGCGGAUGAUUCUUCGUCAUCAUCAGGCACAAUUGUGGACGACUAG
Daldinia childiae is the source of this 780-nucleotide messenger RNA. RefSeq lists its product as uncharacterized. The transcript has a single exon. The record is from RefSeq and is a predicted model, not a curated record. Bases 1 to 780 code for a protein of 259 amino acids. Lineage: Eukaryota; Fungi; Ascomycota; Sordariomycetes; Xylariales; Hypoxylaceae.